Molecule: messenger RNA, 1074 nt
Organism: Triticum turgidum subsp. durum (durum wheat)
Lineage: Eukaryota; Viridiplantae; Streptophyta; Magnoliopsida; Poales; Poaceae
Source: the annotation of a GenBank genome assembly
AUGCCGACCGCCUCCUGCCUCCGCCCGCCUCUCCGCAGCGGCCGCUCCGCCGCGGCGCGCCUCGGAUUCCCUCCCCCGCCUCCCCCGGCGCAGCUCUACCCGGCGGGGCUGGCGAUUGGGAGCUGGCGGAGGAGGCUCGCCGGGGUCGGGGUGGCGGCCUCCUCCGCCUCGCCCUUCGACGAGCUCUACGCGCGGGGAAGGCCCAUCCACGGAGCCUCUAAGAAAUCUACCUUGUGGAAUUUGAUCCAAGAUAUAGAGCCUUUGGAUCUUAGUGUCAUUCAGAGAGAUGUUCCUCUUGAAACAGUUGAUGCAAUGAAGAGGACCAUCUCUGGCAUGCUCUCUUUUGAAAGGAACCUAGAACUUUCUGAAGAAGAUGCUGAAUGUGAGAAAAGAGACAUGACUGAAGAUAAUCUUCAUGAUAUCAAUUUGGGUAGGCCUGUUACAAUUUUCAGAUUAUCGGAAGACGACAUGCCCCAGGACUCUGGAAAAAUUGACGAAGAACCAUCUGGUGAGAGUAUGGGAGAAAUGUUAAGUAACUUAACACCCCAAGCAGAAGAGCAGAUUAUUCGGUUGCAAUCUCGUUUGGAUGCGAUGAAAAAGGAGUUACAUGACCUGAAGAGGAAAAAUUCUGCCCUUCAAAUGCAACAGUUUGUUGGGGAAGAGAAAAAUGAUCUGCUAGACUAUCUAAGAUCCCUAACACCAGAGAAGGUUGCUGAACUCUCGGAAUCCACCUGUCCUGGUGUGCAAGAGGCUAUCCAGUCUGUUGUGCAUGGUUUGCUUGCUACUCUUUCCCCCAAGGUACACUCGAAGUCUCCUCCACCAGUAGAGAAUGCUGGGGGAGCCCUAAAUUGUGGGGGUGAGGACGAUGACUGUGCAGAGCUUGUCGAGAAUACUUCCCUCCCGUUUCAGCCCCUAAUAUCUGUCCCACGUGAUUAUCUUGCACGUUUGUUAUUCUGGUGCAUGUUGCUGGGUCACUACAUCCGAGGUCUGGAAUACCGGUUAGAGCUGGCACACCUUCUCAGAAUAUCUAGCGACGUGGGGUCUUUCCCCAUUGAUGACGAUCAUUUUAUUUGA